AUGUCGGGAGCGCGACGUCGUGAAAAGAAAGAGCCGGUGAAGGUGGAGGAGAGUGAGCCGCAGAGAGCGACCCCAGCGUACCUCAUGUGGGACGAGCCGCCUCAUCUCAGAACUGCGGAGCUGCAGCGGAAGACGCCGGAAGAGCUGGAGUUGGAACUGAAGGAGAUCCUGGGCUUGAGGAACUAUAAGAGAUGUAUGAGGGAUGGUGGCCUGCUGGAUUUUUACGUCUUAGGUUUCUGGUGGACUAACGAGCAGAAGUUCAGCCCCGCACAGACCUCCUUCACUAUGGCUGUGUUACAAAUGCUGAUUGACAACAUAAAAGAGAAACAGAUGACUAUGGUGCAGAACAUGUUGGCGUUUGCUCAGGCCUUGAUUCCUGCAACCCAGCGUGUGAUUUCAGGUGGAGAAACCACUUCCCUCCUGUCCAUAGAAGAAGGCAAAGAGUUAAUAGGUUACGUCGUAGACAGUUUGUUUCAGAACCACCGACUCUACAAGGUCGUGCUGACCACACCCAGAGAGGAGAUAGUGGUGAGCCUGGAGAGGACCAUCGAGGUGUUCGAGGGUCUUUUCGAACCAUUGUCGGAAGGCGUCUCCUCUGUUCUACCUGAAGUGACAACCCAUGUGUCUCUCCCAUAA
Messenger RNA from Limanda limanda (common dab), 636 nucleotides. RefSeq names its product ciliary associated calcium binding coiled-coil 1 (gene cabcoco1). Lineage: Eukaryota; Metazoa; Chordata; Actinopteri; Pleuronectiformes; Pleuronectidae. The transcript is spliced from 6 exons. The record is from RefSeq and is a predicted model, not a curated record. Bases 1 to 636 code for a protein of 211 amino acids.